AUGUCAGCCACACUAUCCGCCUCGACGCUGGUCGCAACUCCAAGCCCAACUGAGACGACAGCGGCCGCAUGUAUCAGCAUCGCCCCGGACUCAAAUGGCCAUGUUCCCUAUGGUGCCUGCCACGGAUUCUGGCCCUAUGUCCCCAGCUUCGAAGGAAACCUCGCUCUCGCCAUUCUGUUUGGCCUGUCGGCCCUGGUUCACCUCGUCCAGGCAGUUAUGUACAAGCAACGUUACUGCUGGGUUAUCAUCAUGGCCGGCGUCUGGGAGACUUCUGCCUUCGUCCUCAGAACACUAGGAGCGAAGAAUGGCCGUGUGUUGCCAUUCUACAUCAUCUCAUCGCUCACCUUUAUGCUCGCCCCCUUAUGGAUCAACGCAUAUGCCUAUAUGGUCGGCGCUCGCAUCGUCCACUUUUCUCUUCCAGACCGACGAGUCUUCCGCAUCAAAGCCUCCUAUAUGACGAAGCUCUUUGUCGGUGCUGAUCUGGUUUGUUUUGGCGUUCAGGGAGCCGGUGGCUCGAUGCUAUCGGGACAGGGGAGCGCUUCAACGAUGCAGACGGGAAAGGUUCUCUACACUGCAGGUUGCAUAGUUCAGCUCAUCUUCAUCGCCGUCUUCACUGCAGUGGUUGUGCAACUGCACGUCAAGGUCCGAAAGAACCCGCCGUCGGCCUGGAAUGCCAAUUCGUUGCAGCUGAUCUGGGUUAUCUUUAUCGUCUUGAUCCUCAUCUUCGUUCGACUCAUUUUUCGGCUGGUUGAAUUCGGUCCCGGCGGAAUGAAUGAGACGAUAAUAACUGCUGAGGUGUACGCGAUUUGCCUCGACGCUGUGCCCAUGUCCGUCGCACUGGUUAUUCUGAAUGUUUCUCAUCCUGGUCGAAUGUUAACUCAAACAGCUUUCGACAGAGUCAUCAUGGAAGAAUCUGAGAUGGGCAACAUACCAAGACGUCAGGGACGCUACGAGGAGCUGGGACAGGCUGAUCGAAAUGGUUCAGUCUCGCCAUUGCCUAAAGGACGUUUCCCAUGA
Messenger RNA from Colletotrichum siamense, 1017 nucleotides. It is a transcript of the gene atnI-1, whose product is annotated as putative lipid transporter atnI. The transcript is spliced from 4 exons. Gene Ontology annotation, cellular component: membrane. The record is from RefSeq and is a predicted model, not a curated record. NCBI's taxonomy places the organism in Eukaryota, Fungi, Ascomycota, Sordariomycetes, Glomerellales, Glomerellaceae. The coding region runs from base 1 to 1017 and encodes 338 amino acids.